AAUAGGGUUAUAGCAGCAUAUAAUGUUACAACUACAAGUACUCAACGCCACAGAUCUAUAGUUUUCAGUAGACGCUCUUCAGAGAUUUCAUUUCUACACUCUACAGUCCUAGUAGCAGUAGAACUCAUCUCCAAUCCAAAAUGUCUAUAACUCAAAACCUCACCACUUCAAUCUCUUCUGCUUCCUCUGCUUUCUUAGCUCCCUCCACCUUCAAUUCUAGGAGUCAGGUUUCAUUGCCUGUGAAGAGCGUGAGCAUUUGUAAAUGCGUUGCGAUACCCCAAGAAACUGAGACUGCCUACAAGACAAAGGUCUCUCGCAAUGCAAAUAUAGCUAAACUUCAAGCUGGCUAUCUCUUUCCAGAGGUUGCUAGAAGAAGGUCUGCGCACUUGCUGAAGUACCCUGAUGCAAAAGUAAUAAGCCUUGGCAUUGGUGAUACUACUGAACCCAUUCCUGAAGUCAUAUCUUCUGCAAUGGCAAAGAGAUCACAUGCAUUAUCAACCAUAGAAGGAUAUAGUGGUUAUGGAGCCGAACAAGGUGAAAAGCCGUUAAGAAGUGCAAUUGCUUCAACAUUUUACAACGAUCUUGGCAUAGAAGAAGAUGAUAUAUUUGUCUCAGAUGGGGCAAAGUGUGAUAUAUCUCGUCUCCAGGUUGUCUUUGGUUCAAAUGUAAAAAUGGCUGUGCAAGACCCAUCAUACCCGGCCUAUGUAGACUCAAGUGUAAUUAUGGGCCAGACUGGCAACUACCAGAAGGAUGUUGAGAAGUUUGCAAACAUAGAAUACAUGAGGUGUAAUCCAGAAAACGGUUUCUUCCCUGAUUUGUCUUCUAUAUCUCGACCAGAUAUAAUUUUUUUCUGUUCGCCAAACAAUCCUACUGGUGCUGCAGCGACAAGGGAGCAACUGACCAGACUAGUUCAGUUUGCUAAGGACAAUGGGUCUAUAAUAGUCUAUGAUUCAGCGUAUGCAUUGUAUAUUUCUGGUGACAAUCCACAAUCCAUCUUUGAAAUUCCUGGAGCCAAAGAGGUUGCCAUUGAGACUUCAUCGUUUAGCAAGUAUGCUGGGUUCACUGGAGUUCGUCUGGGUUGGACUGUGGUUCCAAAGCAGUUGCUGUUUUCUGAUGGAUUUCCUGUUGCCAGAGACUUCAACCGUAUUGUAUCUACUUGUUUCAAUGGCGCGUCAAAUAUUUCCCAGGCUGGUGGUCUGGCUUGCCUUUCACCAGAAGGUCUUAAGGCUAUGCGAGAUGUUAUUGGAUUCUACAAAGAAAAUACUAGCAUAAUAGUGGAUACAUUCGAUACUCUUGGGUUUAAAGUCUAUGGAGGGAAAAGUGCACCAUAUGUGUGGGUCCAUUUCCCGGGCCGAAGCUCAUGGGAUGUAUUCGGCGAGAUUCUUGAAAAGACUCAUGUAGUUACAACACCUGGUAGUGGUUUUGGACCUGGGGGUGAAGGUUUUAUCAGGGUUAGUGCUUUUGGUCACAGGGAAAAUGUCUUGGAGGCCUGCAGGAGAUUCAAGCAGUUAUACAAGUGAAUUUAGAAUAUGUCAUUGGUUUCGUACUGUAUUCUCUUGGGACUGUAUCUGAUCGUGCUUUCUUGGAAUGGUAGUGGUUGUCUUAUUUAAAUAAUGCAAUUGAUUUUCCUUGGAAUUUAGACUUAGAUGUAGAGACAGUGAUUAUCAAUUGAGGACGUUUAUUCUGGUGCUAUUUGCCUUUUCAUCUUGUAUCGUGUACCUGUGGCCUGCAGCAGCACAUCUUAGAUGAUGAUGUUAAAUGUUUUAUCUGUUUCUAUG
Gastrolobium bilobum is the source of this 1778-nucleotide messenger RNA. RefSeq names its product LL-diaminopimelate aminotransferase, chloroplastic. The transcript has 10 exons. Gene Ontology annotation, molecular function: pyridoxal phosphate binding; L,L-diaminopimelate:2-oxoglutarate transaminase activity. Bases 141 to 1520 code for a protein of 459 amino acids. Gene Ontology annotation, cellular component: chloroplast. The record is from RefSeq and is a predicted model, not a curated record. NCBI's taxonomy places the organism in Eukaryota, Viridiplantae, Streptophyta, Magnoliopsida, Fabales, Fabaceae.